This is a messenger RNA of Pomacea canaliculata, 2144 nucleotides long. Its product is annotated as potassium voltage-gated channel subfamily H member 7-like. Gene Ontology annotation, cellular component: membrane. Bases 543 to 2144 code for a protein of 533 amino acids. Gene Ontology annotation, biological process: membrane repolarization during action potential; potassium ion transmembrane transport. Gene Ontology annotation, molecular function: inward rectifier potassium channel activity. NCBI's taxonomy places the organism in Eukaryota, Metazoa, Mollusca, Gastropoda, Architaenioglossa, Ampullariidae. The transcript is spliced from 13 exons. The record is from RefSeq and is a predicted model, not a curated record.
CAGCAAAUACUUCCAAAAUCGCCAUCAGGUUUGACAACUCAGUCGGAGAAAACCAGCGACAUCACCAGCCCCGAUGUGGAGGAGAAGAGAUUCAAGGGCGGAACUAGAGCUCUUCUUAUUCAGAAGGCCAAAAGCAAAAUCAUCAUGCUGAAAGUACUGCGAGAAUUCAGGGGACGAAACUCCACUCGCCCUGUAUCGGAAGAAGCCAAGAAACUGAAUGGCGAUAAAGACAAAGAUAGUUCCUCCAAAAGCGACAGGGAGGAGGAUUCCGUGGCCGCUAUUGACCCGUAUGCCAACAUCAAGCUGGAGAGGGACAGGACCAAGUGGAUCAUCCUACACUACUCGCCCUUUAAGGCCGUGUGGGAUUGGGUCAUUCUCCUGCUCGUCCUCUACACCGCAGUCUUCACGCCUUACUCCGCCGCCUUCCUCCUCACUGAGGAGGAGAUCAAGAUGGAGCUCAACAAGGACGCCAGGACCAGGAUGCAGAACGCGGACGGGGACGCGCUGACCCUUUGGUCAUCGUGGACCUCAUCGUUGACCUCAUGUUCAUCGCAGACAUCCUCAUCAAUUUUCGCACGACGUACGUGGAGAAUGGCGAGGUUGUCAGUGACAAGCAGAAGAUCGCUGUGAACUACGUCAAGGGUUGGUUCGUCAUCGACACCAUCGCCGCAAUCCCCUUUGACCUUCUGCUCUUUGGCUCUGGCACAACGGAGACAAUGAAGAUCACGGGCAUUCUGAAGACAGCUCGACUGCUUCGUCUACUACGCGUGAUUCGUCGUAUUGAGCAGUUUGCUGAGUACGGCUCGGCCAUGCUCUUGUUGCUCAUGGUCACCUUCACCCUCAUUGGCCACUGGCUGGCCUGUAUAUUCUACGCCAUUGCUAACAUGGAGAGAGCCUCAUUGGAAGCCCCUAUAGGCUGGCUGGACGGCCUGGCGAAACUAACGGACUCGCCGUACAUCAUGAACGACACCACCAGCGGGCCGUCCAUCAAGACCAAGUACAUUACCUCCCUUUACUUCACCUUCACUAUCCUCACCAGCAUCGGCUUCGGCAACGUGGCCCCCAACACCAACGCCGAGAAGAUCUUCUCCAUCUUCGCCAUGAUGCUGGGCUCUUUACUCAGCGCCGCCAUUUUUGGCAACGUAUCGUCCAUCAUGCUGCGCGUGUACCAGGGGUCGGACGAAUAUCACGAAAAGGUGCAAAGCGUGAAGGACUUCGUCAACUUUCACCACAUCCCCAAGACCCUUGCCAGCAGACUGCAGGAAUCGUUCCAGCACACGUGGACCUACACCAAAGGCAUCGAUAUGAACAACGUAUUGAAGAGUUUUCCUGAAGUACUGCAGGCAGAUAUAUGUUUACACCUAAACCGCAACCUGCUGAGCAACUGUUUCGCUUUCAAAGGAGCAAGUCCAGGUUGUCUGAGAGUGCUCUCCACUAAGUUCCGGUCCACGCAUGCUCCUCCUGGUGACACUCUUUUGCAUCCGGGUGACAUUCUGACUUCCAUUUAUUUCAUAGCGCGAGGCUCCAUCGAGAUAACAAAGGACGAUACCGUUAUGGCAAUAUUAGGCAAAGACGAUAUUUUUGGGGAGACUAUUGUAGAAGAAGCAGGAGUGGGCAAGUCUAUGUACUCGGCACGAGCGCUGUCAUACUGUGACAUCAAUAAAAUUGAACUCUCCGACCUGAAGGAGAUCCUGCAGCUUUACCCAGAAUUUGCAGAACAAUUCUUGCAGAAGUUCCAGAUCACAUUUAAUCUUCGAAAGGGCACGCUUUUGCAGCGGAAAGUGAAAGCAAAAAUUGAUGACGAAACUCUCAAAUUCAUACGCCAGAGAAGACCGCGCUUACAAUGCAGACGAAGAGGCACAGACAUGGAAGGAGGACUUCGCCACAGAAGAGUCGGGAGUUCGGACACGAGACGCAUGAGCCGUGAGCCCAGGGACUACUCUGGGAGUGAAGAUGAGGGAGUAGGAAUCAUAGAGUUCUCUCCGGAAGCAGCAACAGAGGAAGUGACAGAGGAAGAUUUUCAAAAAGACGCGGUCACCCGUAAAACAAGCGAAAAACUCAGACGUGACAAGUCACGUGAUCGUCGAAAACCUCCUCCUAAGGCCCGCACUUCCGGUUCAGAAGGACCCACGUCUGAGAGCUGA